Molecule: messenger RNA, 1806 nt
Organism: Arabis nemorensis
Lineage: Eukaryota; Viridiplantae; Streptophyta; Magnoliopsida; Brassicales; Brassicaceae
Source: the annotation of a GenBank genome assembly
AUGGAUCCGAGAAAUAAUGACAACGUUGCUCCGCUAAAUGAGCGGGAUGAGAAUUUGGAAGUUGUUGAGGUGGUAGAGACUCAAGAUGAUCAAAGUAUUGCGUCUCUCAAGUCCGAUGAUUCUGAUCUUAAGAAGAAGAUAAAGAACGUGGAAAUCAGGGAGAAAGGUGGCUGGACAAACGCAAUCAUAUUGCUUGCAAAUCAAGGGUUAGCGACAUUGGCGUUUUUUGGAGUGGGAGUAAAUUUGGUGUUGUUCCUAACACGUGUUCUCGGACAAGGAAAUGCCGAGGCUGCGAACAACGUAAGCAAAUGGACAGGAACAGUUUACAUGUUUUCCCUUGUGGGUGCAUUUCUUAGCGACUCUUAUUGGGGACGUUACUUGACAUGCACCAUCUUCCAAGUCAUCUUCGUCCUCGGUAUCGGCCUCCUCUCUUUCGCUUCUUGGUUUUUCUUGAUCAAACCUCGAGGUUGUGGCAAUGGAGACCUUAUCUGCAAUCCUUCUUCUUCCCUUGGCGUUGCUAUAUUUUAUCUAUCAGUUUAUCUCAUAGCGUUUGGUUAUGGAGGUCACCAGCCAACACUGGCUACUUUCGGUGCAGACCAGUUUGGUGAAGAUAAAAACAACAAAGCUGCGUUUUUCAGCUACUUCUACUUUGCCCUAAACGUUGGAUCUCUCUUCUCGAACACAAUUCUUGUUUACUUUGAGGACAGAGGUUUGUGGACCGAAGGGUUUCUGGUGUCGCUAGGCUCGGCGAUUGUCGCAUUGAUGGCUUUUCUGGCUCCGACUAGACGUUAUCGGUAUGUCAAGCCGUGUGGGAACCCUUUGCCACGUGUGGCGCAAGUGUUCGUGGCUACUGCUCGGAAAUGGAGGGUUGUUCGACCAGGAAACCCCGAGGCGUUGUAUGAAGUCGAAGGACCUGAAUCCGCCAUUAAAGGAAGUCGAAAGAUAUUUCAUAGUAGCAAAUUUCUCUUCUUGGAUAAAGCAGCAGUGGUUACAGAGAGAGACAGGAACGAGAGCAAUGCGUGGCGGUUGUGCAGUCUAACACAAGUAGAGGAGGCAAAAUGUGUGAUGAAAAUGCUCCCAAUAUGGCUAUGCACUAUAAUAUACUCAGUGAUCUUCACACAAAUGGCAUCAUUGUUCGUGGAGCAAGGUGAUGUAAUGGAUGCUUACAUCGGGAAAUUCCACAUCCCCGCAGCGAGCAUGUCGGUUUUUGAUAUAUGUAGCGUCUUAGUAUCAACCGGAAUUUACCGUCACGUCAUAUUUCCAUACGUGAGACCCACGGAACUUAUGCGGAUGGGGAUAGGGCUUAUCAUAGGGAUAAUGGCAAUGGUGGCUGCCGGAUUAACCGAGAUCCAACGACUAAGACGAAUAGUCCCGGGGCAAAAGGAGAGUGAGCUGACCAUUUUAUGGCAAAUACCACAAUACGUGCUUGUUGGUGCGAGUGAGGUGUUCAUGUACGUUGGACAAUUAGAGUUCUUCAAUGGACAAGCUCCAGAUGGGUUAAAGAACUUAGGAAGCUCAUUGUGUAUGGCUUCAAUGGCAUUAGGUAACUAUGUGAGUAGUUUGAUGGUGAAUAUUGUUAUGGCUAUAACCGCGAGAGGCCCGGAUAGACCCGGGUGGAUACCGGAAAAUCUCAAUGAAGGUCAUAUGGAUCGGUUUUAUUUUCUGAUUGCUACAUUGGCUGCUAUCGAUUUCGUACUUUAUUUGAUCUUUGCAAAAUGGUAUCAACCCAUUAGCCAUGAUGAAGAUAGCAUCAAGGGUGGUUCCGGUGGAAAUUUGAAGGCAGACUCAGAGUUGGACCAAGUUUGA